Messenger RNA from Limanda limanda (common dab), 6308 nucleotides. RefSeq names its product SEC31 homolog A, COPII coat complex component (gene sec31a). NCBI's taxonomy places the organism in Eukaryota, Metazoa, Chordata, Actinopteri, Pleuronectiformes, Pleuronectidae. The record is from RefSeq and is a predicted model, not a curated record. Gene Ontology annotation, biological process: endoplasmic reticulum to Golgi vesicle-mediated transport; endoplasmic reticulum organization; COPII-coated vesicle cargo loading. Bases 167 to 4867 code for a protein of 1566 amino acids. The transcript has 28 exons. Gene Ontology annotation, cellular component: COPII vesicle coat; endoplasmic reticulum exit site. Gene Ontology annotation, molecular function: structural molecule activity; protein binding.
CCAGUGGGGACGUGGAAAUCCUGCAGACCUCCGCCGGGACCCGGUAGCCUCCUCUCCUGGUGUUCUCUCAGCCAUUAAACCCUGAGCAGGUCCACAAAGAGAAACUGCGUGUGUUUGUCAACGUGUUUUAUGUCUGUUCGUGUGAGACGGAGCACAGAAGAUAAGGAUGAAACUCAAAGAGAUCAACCGCACGGCCAUCCAGAGCUGGAGUCCUGCUCAGCACCACCCUGUCUACCUGGCUACAGGGACAUCAGCCCAACAGCUGGAUGCCUCCUUCAGCACCAAUGCCUCUUUGGAGUUUUUCGAGCUGGACCUGGCUGAUCGGUCACUGGACAUGAAGUCAUGUGGCAGCUUCUCCUCCACUCACAGGUACCACAAAUUGGUGUGGGGUCCCUAUGGCAUGGACUCCGAUGCUCACCCAUCUGGGGUCCUUAUCGCCGGAAGUGAGAAUGGCAACGUCAUCCUCUAUGACCCUGCAAAGAUCAUGGCUGGAGAGAGCGACGUGAUCAUUGCUGAGAGCGACAGACACACAGGGCCAGUGAGAGCUCUCGACGUCAACCCGUUCCAAACAAACCUGUUUGCAUCAGGUGGGAAUGAGUCUGAGAUCUACAUCUGGGACAUGAAUACCUUUGGUUCUCCAAUGACUCCAGGACCUAAAACACAGCCUUUGGAGGACAUCAGCUGCGUGGCGUGGAACCAACAGGUCCAACACAUCCUGGCCUCUGCCAGCCCGAGUGGCCGAGCCUCAGUUUGGGACCUCCGCAAAAACGACCUCAUUAUUAAAGUUAGCGACCACAGCAACAGAAUGCACUGCUCCGGACUGGCCUGGAACCCAGAAGUGGCCACUCAGCUGGUCUUGGCCUCAGAAGACGAUCGGAUGCCAGUCAUCCAGAUGUGGGACUUACGUUUUGCUACCUCUCCUCUCAAGAUUUUAGAGAAUCACACACGGGGUAUCCUGUCCAUCGCCUGGAGCUUGGCUGAUCCCGAGCUGCUCCUGAGCUGUGGGAAGGACAACAGGAUCCUGUGCUGGAAUCCAAACACAGCCGAGGUGCUCUACGAGUUGCCCACAAGCAGCCAGUGGUGCUUCGACAUCCAGUGGUGCCCCAGGAACCCUGCGGUGCUGUCGGCUGCCAGCUUCAGCGGACACAUCGAUAUCUACUCCAUCAUGGGAGGCAGCAACCAGGCGGAGAGCAAGAGAGAGGCCGACCAGAUAAGCACCUCAUUUGGGAACAUGGAUCCUUUUGGGACUGGACAAACGUUGCCUCCGCUUCAGCUGCCCCAGACCCCUGCCCCUCCAGCUGUAGUAAACCCCCUGAAGAAACCACCCAAAUGGAUCCGCAGACCUGUUGGGGCCUCGUUCGCUUUUGGUGGAAAGCUGGUGUCUUUGGAGAACCCAAAGCCGAACCCUCAGCAGCUGCAGCAGCCCGCUUCCCACGUUGUACACGUCAGUCAGGUUGUAACAGAAACAGCCUUUUUGAAGCGCUCCGAUCAGCUGCAGGCCACUCUGAGCUCAGGCAGCUUCGUGGACUUCUGCCAGGAAAAGAUCGAUGCAGCUGCAAAUGAAUUUGAAAAGACAAUUUGGUCUUUCCUCAAGGCUAAUUUUGAAAGUGAUAUCCGCAGCAAGUUCCUGGAACUUCUUGGUUAUAACAAAGAGGAGUUAGCUCUAAAGAUUUCAGCAGCCCUAGAGGAAAAACCUGCUGAUCCUCCCAAGCCACCAGCUCCUGUUCAGAUUGAGGCGCCUGCUCCAGUCAGCCUGCAGCCUUUACCAGACCUCAGCCUCAUGCAGCCUGCAGACACUCCGGAGGCAGUGUUCGACAUGAUCGCUGCAGCAAACCUUCAGCCAGCUGCCACACUUGAACUGGACUCCACUCCUGAAGCAGAGGGUGAAAAGCCAGAAGCAGUCGAAGAUUUAGAGGAAGAUCUUCUCGCUGAUGAACCAGAAGAAAUUGUUGAACAGGUUCUCGCACUGGGAGACGCUGAGGACGGGAAGGAGGAGGUGGGGCAGGAUAUGGAGGUGGAGGAGGAGGAGAUCCUCUUGGAUGCGGAGACGACAGCAUCAGUGGAAGAGGAGGAGGAAGCGGAGGAGCACAUUCCAGUUGAGACCCCAGUUCCAGUUCAGGAGGCUGUUGAGGUCCCCGCUCCAGUUAAGGAGGCGGCUGAGGUCCGAACUCCAGUUCAGGAGGCGGUUGAGUUCCCAGUUCAGGCUCCAGUUCAGGAGGCCACUGAGGUUCCAGUUCAGGCUCUGGUUCAGGAGGCCACUGAGGUUCCAGUUCAGGCUUUGGUUCAGGAGGCCACUGAGGUUCCAGUUCAGGCUUUGGUUCAGGAGGCCACUGAGGUUCCAGUUCAGGCUUUGGUACAGGAGGCCACUGAGGUCCCAGCUCCAGUUCAGGCACCAGUUCAGACUCUGGUUCAGGAGGCCAUUGAGGUCCCAGCUCCGGUUCAGGCUCCAGUUCAGGUUCUGGUUCAGGAGGCCAUUGAGGUCCCAGCUCCAGUUCAGGCUCCAGUUCAGACUCCGGUUCAGGAGGCCAUUGAGGUCCCAGCUCCAGUUCAGACUCUGGUUCAGGAGGCCAUUGAGGUCCCAGCUCCGGUUCAGGCUCCAGUUCAGGUUCUGGUUCAGGAGGCCAUUGAGGUCCCAGCUCCAGCUCCUGCAGGAGGAGUCAGUCUCAGCAUCAGUCAAGAUGUAGACGGGCUGAUCACGCAGGCUCUUCUGACCGGAGACUUCGAGGGAGCUGUGGACCUCUGUCUCCAUGACAACCGGAUGGCGGACAGCAUCAUUCUCGCUAUCGCAGGAGGGGCCGACCUCUUGGAGAAAACCCAGAAGAAAUAUUUUACAAAAGCACACAGCAAGAUAACCAAGCUGAUCGGUGCAGUGGUGAUGAAAGACUGGCAUGACAUCCUGAAGACGUGCGACCUGCAGAACUGGAAAGAAGCUCUAGCUGCUGUCAUGACCUACGCUCAGCCUGAGGAGUUCUCUUCCCUCUGUGACAUUCUUGGGAACAGGCUGGAUGCAGCAGAGGUCGCUCAGCUCCGAGUCCAGGCCUGCCUGUGCUACAUCUGUGCCGGCAACGUGGAGAAACUUGUGUCUUGUUGGACCAAAGCUCAGGCAGGACACUGUCCCCUCUCUCUCCAGGACCUGGUGGAGAAAGUGGUGGUGCUGCGUCGUGCAGUCGAACAGACCCAGCGCUCUGAUCCCGCUGCUGUUGGCAUCCUUUUGGCCGAGAAGAUGAGCCAGUACGCCAACCUGCUGGCCUCGCAGGGCAGUCUGACCACCGCCAUCUCCUACCUGCCCGACAACACCAACCAGGUUUCCAUACAGCAGCUCCGUGACCGCCUCAGUCGGGCUCUGGGGCAGCAGGCGGUGGCUCCUGCAGCUCCUGUCCAAACCCAGAGAGCUCAGUCUCAGCGACCUGCUCCUCAGGCUCAACACAACUCAGCGCUGCCCCGCCAGCCUUUUACCCCGGUCCAGCCCACCAUGGUGCCUCAGCCCACUCAGCCCACUCAGCCCAGUGCAGCUCCAGUCCCGAUGCAGACACCUGCCUCUGCGCCUGCACCUGCCCAUCCGCAGUAUUUCCAGCCAAUGAGGGCUGCCUCCACUGUCACCUCCUGGAGUAACCAAAGUCCCACAUCCCUCCCCAAUGUCCCUCCUCCUCCUCAAGUAGGCAGCGCCUCAGAGCCACAGGCGGAGCCUCCAAACUCCAUGUACGGGAUGCCAGCCUCCUCCACAGCUUUUGCUGCACCUCCGGCCUCCUCCUUCAUGUACUCCCAACAGUACCAGCCUUACCCUCAGGUCAGCCAGUAUCCACCUGGAGCUGGGGGGGUGCCUGUCUAUCAGCCUCUUCAAUACUCCUCCUCUCAAGCUCCUCUUCCACCUGCUCCUGCAGAGCCCUACUCCCCUCCGCCUCACCCCCCAGGCUUUCUCUCUCAGUACACUCAGCCCGUCCCCUCUCAGCAAGCACAACACUUCUAUCCCGGACAACCUCCCACCAGCCACUGCCUGUCCUCCUCUCCACCCUCACAUCCUCCUUUCUUUCCCCCUGCCGCCUCCUCCUCCUCCUCCUCUUUCUCUGCUCCUCCGUCCUCCGGAGCGUCUUUCCAGCAUGGCGGGCCAGGAUCUCCUGUGUCGUACAUGCCUCCUCCUCCAACAAGCGGAUUCUCAGGGCCUCAGAACGGCUGGAAUGACCCCCCGGCUCUGAGCAGAGCAACAAAGAAGAAGAAGCAGGUUCCAGAGAACUACACUCCCCCUGCACCCAUCACUGCUCCUAUCCUGUCUCCACUGGGUGCUGAUCCUCAGGCGCAGAUGGGGUCCUCUGGGGCCCCUCAGGCCAUGCUCCAGGGCCCACAGGGUGCCCAGAUCCCUUACUCAGGAAUGAGCCAGCAGCAUCAUCAUCAGCAGCAGCAGCAGCAGCCGCCGUUCUCCCCGACAACCAUGAACCCUGCAAUGCCCAAGACAAGUAUGGAGGGUGCCCCGGGAGCACCUACUGGAGAGGUUAUUCAGCCUAUGCGGUCCAUCCCUGCUGAAAAAAUCAUGAAGAAGCCGAUCCCUGAUGAGCACGUGGUCCUGAAGACCACCUUCGAGGGGCUCAUCCAGAAGUGCUUGGCUGUAGCCGCCGACCCCCAAACCAAGAGGAAGCUCGAUGAUGCCAACAAACGUUUGGAAGCACUUUAUGACAAACUCAGAGAGCAGACGCUCUCUCCAGCCAUCGUAGUAGGUCUACACAACAUAGCCAGGACUAUAGAGUCCCGAGCCUACAUGGAGGGCCUCAACAUCCACACCCACAUCGUCAGCAACAGCAACUUCAGCGAGACGUCAGCAUUCAUGCCUGUACUCAAGGUGGUGCUGACACAGGCCAACAAACUCGGGGUCUGACCGGGCCAGGAUAUAAAACCCCACCACCUCGGCACUCCUCCGAGUCUUUGACUGGCGGACAGUGGAGAGAGAGCGGUCAGGGGUCGAGCUGAGGAUGGGCGUUAUAAAUUGUUGGCCGUUGUUUCACAGGGAGCUCCAUUUGACUCAAAUGAAAAUGAUGAAGAAUUGUGAGAUGUAUGAAGAUGCAGUUAAAUUCUUCUAAGUGCCAUUCACCUUUUCUGACCCAACUCAAACACAAGCCAUAGUAUCAGUUGCACUCGCCUGACAGAGUCUGAUUAAAGUUCCACCUCAAUCUGCCAGAAAGUGACUCUAAACAUUUGUUUUUAAUUCAGAAUUUUACUUGUAUGGAUUAAUACGUAAUCUUAAAAUAAAUGGGCAACACUCCCACAGAAGCAUAAUUUAAUCUCCAAACUGACAAGCUAAAUAUGAGGAAUACAGUUUCAACAUAUUGGAUAUGGAAAUGAAAGUAGAUGGAAGUGGAAACAAAUUUGUUGACUAAGUUGAAUGCAAGGGAAUGAAAACAAAUAGGAAAACAACAACAGAUUCAGGAAUUUAAGGGCAUUUCUAUCUAUUUGUGAUGAUCAGUACAAAUAAAUGUGGUAAACCCAAAAAACAACAACCCUUCUUUAGUAGUUGUGCAUUAAUAGAUGACAAGAAUCAUGGAAGAAAUAUUAACUUGUUUCAUCUGUAAAGUCUUUCAAUCGUUGUGCAAUACAACAAUGUUCAGAUCACAGUUAAUAUAAUUUUCUCUUAAAAGUACAAAAUCAUGUUUCACAUAUGAACACAUAGGCAACAGAGGGAUGAGAGCAGAGGAGAAGCUUUUAUUCCUUUAACAGCAGGAGACAGGAAAUGAAUUCAUUUGAAAUCAGAACAUCUGAUUGGCUGUCAUGCUUUGAACCAAUAGUCCCUCCCACAGCAUUUAAAGCAACAUUAAUGCCUGUUUUAUUUUCUUAAUGUGCUUAAUAUGACAUGUGCUAUUACUCUAAACCUGCUUCUAAUGUCUUUCUUUCACCGCUGGUGUCACUACAUGCAACACUUUGGACCAAUACGUUGACAGUGUGUGGGAUAUGUCGACUUAGAGCAAUGCAAGCUGUGUUUGAGGACAUUUUAAUGAUGUUUUAUUUUUGUUGUCUUCUUUUGUUGUCUUCUCUAUGUAAUCAAGAGGCUCCGCUGAGUGCAAUGGACUUUUUUUUUUUUUUUUAAAUGAGACCGUGCUUUUAUGGAAUUUGAAAGUAUGCAUGCUUUAACACAACACUAGAAGUCGUCUGUAAUGGCAUUCUAGGUGAUUACCUGCUAAUUAACCAGACCUCAGAAGGAAACUGGAAACAGACUUGAUUUUCAUUCCAAUGAUGAUGAGGGCUGCAGUCUGAGUGGUCAACUUCGGUUGGUCUUUGUUUUAGAUGGACUACAUGCAAUAUUUUCAAUAAAUUGUAUUUAUUUA